Molecule: messenger RNA, 1735 nt
Organism: Coccinella septempunctata (seven-spotted ladybird)
Lineage: Eukaryota; Metazoa; Arthropoda; Insecta; Coleoptera; Coccinellidae
Product: syntenin-1-like
Exons: 5
Coding region: 167-1081 (304 amino acids)
Cellular component (GO): cytoplasm; plasma membrane
Molecular function (GO): protein binding
Source: RefSeq, a predicted model, not a curated record
CUAUGAACAUUCAUAAAGAUAAACAACUAACAAAUUCUAACUUGUUUUUCUUCCGAUUAUUUGCAGUCCAAGCAGUUUUCUUUCGCGUAUGAUCGAUUUUGCACCAUUGCACCUAUCAAUUCAUUGUUUAAUAUCAUCAUAAGGUUUUAAGUUUUACAAACUGAAAAUGUCGCUUUAUCCAAGCUUAGAGGAUAUGAAAAUCGACCAGCUCAUGAAAGCCCAACAUAGUUUGGUGCAAACAGUUUCUAACAACGUUGGAUAUCAAAAUAUACCAAAUACUAGUAAUAUGAAUAAUACCUCCUCACCCACUCAUCUUGCUAAUGUUUAUCCAGCACUGAAAGAUUUUAUGGGCUUAGAUCUUUCAUCAGAAAUAAUUGCACUAAAUAUGCCAGAACACAGUCAACCAACUUCGGAAUUGCAGAACUUCAAUCCUGCAACCGGAAAAACGUUCAAUAAUUUAAUUGCACCUCUUUCUGGCCAAAGCUUGGGUCUCCAGAAAGCUCAGGUAACUCACGGCAUCCGUCAAUUGAUUCUUUGCAAAGAUAAACAUGGUAAAGUUGGACUUCGCGUCAAGGCAAUAGACAAUGGAAUAUUUGUGACCCUAGUUAUAGACAAAUCACCUGCUGCCCUUGCUGGUUUGAGAUUUGGGGACCAAAUUCUCGAAAUCAACGGAAUUGGCCUUGCUGGUUAUACAAUGGAUAAGGUUCAUGAUCUUUUGAAAAAGAGUCCAGUGAAUGGCAUUUCUGUGGUAGUGCGUGACCGUCCUUUUGAGCGUACCAUUACCCUUCAGAAAGAUAGUGCUGGUCUUUUGGGUUUCCAAUUCAAAAAUGGGAAAAUAAUUACGAUAGUCAAGGAUUCUUCCGCUGCACGAAAUGGUGUAUUGAUUAACCACCAACUCUUAGAAAUUGAUGGUCAAAAUGUUGUUGGUCUGAAAGAUAAGGAAACUGCUAAAAUAAUUGAUGAAUGCCAGAGAACAGUAACAAUUACUGUCAUGCCAAGCUUCAUUUAUGACCACAUGAUUAAAAGAAUGGCAGGUUCUCUUUUGAAGGAUCUAAUGGACCAUUCAAUUCCGAAUUUAUAAUUUGAUCUUCACUGUCUAUUUUUGACCAUAUGUACUAUGUAUUACUAACUAUUAUGGCCCAAUAAGAUUUUGCAAUAUACUUAUAGCUUUAUCUGAAUAUAUCACAGACGUUAUCUUUGAUCUAAUAUAUAUUAUAUUCAUUUUGUUAUUACAUAAUUAGUAUUCUUGUUGCCAUGGAACAAGAAUGAAUAAGUUAUUUAUCACUUUUCGAAAUGUUAUCUUUGAUCAUUGCUUGUGAGAUUAAUACUUUGUUUAUUUUGAUUUUAUUAAUUAUAGUAUCUCACAAUGACAUGUGCCACACUUAUUAUUAAUCUGUCAAAGUGAUAAGUAUUUUGUACUGUGAAUUUUAUAUAUUUUUUUUUUCAUGAAAUUAGUGAAUUAACUGAUUUCAGUAGUUACAAAUAUUUCAAAACAAAGCGGCUUCUGAAUUGAAGACCAAACAGAAAAUAUUGCCAGUCAUUUCCGAUAAGCUUGAAAAUAAUAAGUGGCUGUGAGGAGAAAAUCUUGAAGUUUAUACAGACGUGGGAAAAAACAGUUUUCUGAAGUUAUUUGAAAAAACCUACUAUAUAAAUCUUUAUAGGACUAGAUAUAUUCUUUUAUAUUUGAGAUUUAUUAUGUAUUCUUUAGCAAAUCAAAUAUAUUCUAUACCUAUUA